This is a messenger RNA of Puccinia triticina, 1731 nucleotides long. RefSeq lists its product as uncharacterized. The record is from RefSeq and is a predicted model, not a curated record. Gene Ontology annotation, cellular component: nucleus; mitochondrion. Bases 1 to 1731 code for a protein of 576 amino acids. Gene Ontology annotation, molecular function: single-stranded DNA 5'-3' DNA exonuclease activity. NCBI's taxonomy places the organism in Eukaryota, Fungi, Basidiomycota, Pucciniomycetes, Pucciniales, Pucciniaceae. The transcript is spliced from 10 exons. Gene Ontology annotation, biological process: interstrand cross-link repair.
AUGGCCAUCCAGCUCAUCGAAACUCAGCACUACAACACCCCCCCUCACGCAGAAAAAAAACUCCAAAAACUCAAAACACCCCCACCCCCCGCGAGCCGCAAACAACCCCUGAGAAGAACGCCCGUCCAUCUCGAGGUCCAGCUCGCCCCACAGCCCGCGCAAUCGCUCCUCGCCCAGAACGUCCUCUCGAAGCUCUUCGGCAGACUCACGCCCAGCUCGACAAACAACGGCCUGUACCAGCGCUUCCGCGCCAAGAAAGGCUUGCUCUCAGUCUCCGACCUGGUCUCUUGCCUGUGGUGCGAGGUGCAAGUAGAGUACGGGCUGCUCGGCAAGCGCCACCUCAAGCCCAAUCUGCGCCCCUCAUCCUUCCUCUCCUCCGCCGGCGUCCAGAUCAAUGUCAACCCCAAGCUCGUCAUCUCCCGCCAGAUCAUCCUUGACGGCGGCACCAAGGUUCAUAAUAAGCUUGAGAAAGAAGUCGCGCCCGAGAAAGUUCACGUCCAAGUGCUCUCACCCGUGGAUUCCUGGGGCCUUAAAGUUUUGAACACGAUUGUCAGCUUGAGCUUGCUCAGAUCGACGGGCAUGAUGCGCGAGAUUCCAGUGUGGGGCUUCGUCGGCGGCUUUCUGGUCCAGGGCAUCGUCGACCAAAUCGACCUCGUCCCCCGCGCUCGAUCACCCUCGGCGGCCACGCGGGAGCCCGACGAUGGGCCCGGUCCGGCAUCGGGCGACGACGGCCCGGCGGCCAAGGACUACGUGGUCCGCAUCAGUGAUUCCAAAACAACCCAAGGGGAAUCCUUACCCGCCCCGCACUACACGGAAUCUGCACGGUAUCAGCUGAUGCUGUAUAAGUAUCUGUACGACCAACACGCGAGCGGCUCCUUCGAUCUAGAGCGAUUUUCGAAGCAUUUAGGGCUGGACUUAGACGAGCGGUUCAGCGAGCCGUUCCUGAGAGACGCCCAGCCCAUCCUUGCAAGCCUCAAGGCCGACUGCACGCCCACGACGCUGCGGGAGAUCUUCGCAUUGCAUGCGGACUUGGUAAGCCGCAUCGGCGGCUCCCAUUCGACGCUCGAGAUCGUCUACCGCAGGCGCGGCACGACCCGCUCUGAGCGCGCUGUGGGCGGGAACGCGCGCAAGAAAAUCAAGGCCGGACACAACGACACGUCGCCGGGCGAGAAGCGCUCACCCACGCCCGUUCUUGCCUCGCCGAUCACCGCGUCCGCUGCGGAUGAUGGCCCGGUUUUGGCCGCCGACCCGCAACAGCCGGCGGCGGCGGAUACGGCGGGCGAGGAUGCGGCCAUCGAAGGCCCCGCGGACCCUGCGCUGAUUAUCCCCGGCUCCCCGGCCCUGGAAGCCACGCGGCGCUCGGAAGAAGACGCUCUUGCUGGUCGUCAAGACCGAGAGAGCAGCGAGAAGAGCGUGCGCGCCAGUCAUGCAGGGGAGGACGCGGAAGACCUGCGGCGCCUGGCCGCGCUCGCCCCCGCCUCCUCCUCGCUCGCCUCCCUCACCCCCAAGCCCACCACCGCCGGGCCCCAGAUCAUCGGCGCCUUCGAGUUCGUCUUCCACCCCCUCGAGCUCUUCGGCUUCGUCUCCCAUGCGCUCGCCUUCUGGAACGGCGACGCCCCGCCCGUCGGCGUCGAUAUCCGGGACCACAAUAAAUGCUCGCCGUGCGAGUUUAAGGACUCCUGUGAAUGGAGGGCUAAGCUCGCCAACCGCAUCAUCGAGGCGCUGCCCUGA